UGGCUUCUCCGUUCGAUUCGUUCACUUACGCUCACCGGAUUUCAUAAUGGCAGAAGUUCUUCGCCCUAAUAUCUACCUUCUUCGCUCAGCUGAAUGAUCACACCGAUUCAAAAUUCAGCAACGAACUCGUCACUGGCAACUUUGAAUGAAAAUUAUGAAAGGAUAUCUUGAAAUUUUCGCCGUGUUCAGCUAUCUGACCGUUGUAUAUGCAGGUGGUGAUAUUGGUAAUGAUCACGUUACCCCCCCACCAAAGCCAGCUCAUGGUAAACUGAGGUGCUUGCAUUUCGCAGGCACUGAUUACGUCUGUAUGGUGAAAUGCGAUCCACCUUACGUCCCAGAAAGACCCAUUCCAGCCUCAUACGACUACCGUGACGGCAAAUGGACGACAGUCCCUCUUGUAGACUCCAAUGGAAAGCCAUUUGUGUUUCCUUGGCCAAACUGUAUUCAAGAAUCCAAGUAAACCUUGGGCGGAUAUAGUUCUCAGCUGAUCAUGUCAUGUGAAAAAUCAAUAUGUAGUUAGGAACGGAAGGAAAGAUUUAAAAAACACACAAUAUGUACUCUGUAACUUGUCGAUAAUUUGAAAGCAAUCACUGAUAAAGAAAACAUAAAUUACUGUGAAACAGUC
This is a messenger RNA of Stylophora pistillata, 625 nucleotides long. RefSeq lists its product as uncharacterized. The record is from RefSeq and is a predicted model, not a curated record. NCBI's taxonomy places the organism in Eukaryota, Metazoa, Cnidaria, Anthozoa, Scleractinia, Pocilloporidae.